Metarhizium robertsii ARSEF 23 is the source of this 615-nucleotide messenger RNA. RefSeq lists its product as uncharacterized. The transcript has a single exon. The record is from RefSeq and is a predicted model, not a curated record. The coding region runs from base 1 to 615 and encodes 204 amino acids. Lineage: Eukaryota; Fungi; Ascomycota; Sordariomycetes; Hypocreales; Clavicipitaceae.
AUGAUUCAGGAUCAGGCUAUUAGUUCAAAUGUUGAGCAAGCCAGACCCUUGAAUGUCCCGAAGAGGUUGACGAAGAGAAAGCAGAAAAACAAGAACAAGAAGAAGAUGAAAAUCGUACCUCCAGACAGGCUUAUGGUCCGCGAUCCAUUCGCUUUCUUUGCGGACAAUUUCCAAAGCGUUGUCGCAGAAUGGAUUUCGUUGCUCGCUAAGACAACCCCUCGGACAUGUGAGAUUGCUAGCACAAAUCCUCAAUUAAUCACUGCCUUCCAAGACGUGGAUAAGUAUCUCACUGGGAGACAAAGCAACUACCUCCUGCGGCGACUGGCAUUUGUCCAACUUAUGCGGCUGUCUGACUUUAUCGAAAAUAUUAUUCAAAGCGAAAGAGAAACAGGAUCACCACGCCAAGCUGGCUAUGGGGAUGCGACUGUCGUGAUCGAGCUCUACAAGAAAGCGCAAGGAAUCUCUGAUACAAAACAGUUGACCAGCAUAGUCCGAGAGCGCAGGCGGAUGGGAAGGCAAUGGGAAAGGCUUGCAGGCCCUUCGCCUUUAUUCCUCUUGGUGUACUCUAGCUACGCCGAUACGAUUGUGUAUGAAUAUCCAAAGCAUGUUGCAUGA